AUGCACCAGCUGCCAGGCACCAGGCACCAUGCACUAGGCACUGAGCACCAGACACCAACACUAUGCAACAAGCACCAGGCACUGAGCACCAGGCACCAAGCACUAUGCAGCAACCACCAGGUACUGAGCACCAGGCACCAAGCACUACACAGCAAGCACCAGGUACCAAGCACCAGGCACCGUGCAACAGGCACCAAGAACCAAGAACAAGGCACCUUACACCAGCUGCCAGGCACCAGGUACCAUGCACUAGGCACUGAGCACCAGACACCAUCACUAUGCAGGAAGCACCAGGUACUGAGCACCAGGCACCAAGCACCAGGCACCAAACACCAAGAACAAGAGACUGUGCACCAGCUGCCAGGCACCAGGUACCAUGAACUAGGCACUGAGCACCAGGCACCAAGAACUACACAACAAGCACCAGCGCACCAGCUGCCAGGCACCAGGCACCAUGCACUAGGCACUGAGCACCAGGCACCAACACUAUGCAACAAGCACCAGGUACUGAGCGCCAGGCACCAAGCACUACACAGCAAGCACCAGGUACCAAGCACCAGGCACCGUGCAACAGGCACCAAGAACCAAGAACAAGGCACCUUACACCAGCUGCCAGGCACCAGGUACCAUGCACUAGGCAUUGAGCACCAGACACCAUCACUAUGCAGGAAGCACCAGGUACUGAGCACCAGGCACCAAGCACCAGGCACCAAACACCAAGAACAAGAGACAGUGCACCAGCUGCCAGGCACCAGGCACCAUGAACUAGGCACUGAGCACCAGGCACCAAGAACUACACAGCAAGCACCAGGUACCGAGCACCAGGCACCAAGCAGCAGGCACCGAGCAGCAGGCACCCAGCACCAGCCACCAAGCAGGAGGCAGCAAGUUCCAAGCACCAGGCACCGAGUAUCAGGCACCAAGCACCAGUCACGAAACAACAAGACAAACGGCAGUCGUACGGCGCGCUGCGCCUAG
Messenger RNA from Schistocerca gregaria, 978 nucleotides. RefSeq lists its product as uncharacterized. The record is from RefSeq and is a predicted model, not a curated record. The transcript has 3 exons. The coding region runs from base 1 to 978 and encodes 325 amino acids. NCBI's taxonomy places the organism in Eukaryota, Metazoa, Arthropoda, Insecta, Orthoptera, Acrididae.